Manacus vitellinus (golden-collared manakin) is the source of this 1110-nucleotide messenger RNA. RefSeq names its product heme oxygenase 2 (gene HMOX2). The record is from RefSeq and is a predicted model, not a curated record. Gene Ontology annotation, biological process: heme oxidation; heme catabolic process; response to oxidative stress. Gene Ontology annotation, molecular function: heme binding; heme oxygenase (decyclizing) activity. Lineage: Eukaryota; Metazoa; Chordata; Aves; Passeriformes; Pipridae. The coding region runs from base 48 to 986 and encodes 312 amino acids. The transcript has 5 exons.
CCCUUCCUGAUUUUGCCUUUCAGACGGAUCCCCAGCACUGAGCAGCAAUGCCAUCGGCCAUGGAGGGCCCGGAGGCGGGAGAAGACGCGGAUGUCUCGCGCUACGAGGAGACAGAAGACAACAAUGUCAGCCCCACAGACCUGUCAGAGCUGCUGAAGGAGGGCACUAAGGAAUCCCACGACCGUGCCGAGAACACCCAGUUUGUCAAGGACUUCCUGAAAGGACGGAUCAGGAAGGAGCUCUUCAAGCUGGCCACAGUGGCCCUGCACUUCACCUACUCUGCCCUGGAGGAGGAGAUGGAUCGCAACAAGGACAACCCGGUCUUUGCUCCUCUCUAUUUCCCUGUGGAGCUUCACCGGAGGGAAGCACUGGCUAAAGACCUUAAAUAUUUCUAUGGAGAAGACUGGAAAGAGAAGAUCCAGUGUUCAGAGGCAACUCAGCAAUAUGUGGACAGAAUCCAUCAUGUGGGACAGCACGAGCCAGAGCUGCUGGUGGCUCACGCUUACACCCGCUACAUGGGGGACCUCUCAGGUGGCCAGGUGCUGAAGAAGGUGGCCCAGAGGGCCCUAAAGUUGCCCAGUACUGGGGAAGGGAUCCAGUUCUACGUGUUUGAGAACGUUUCCAAUGCACAGCAGUUCAAGCAGCUUUACAGAGCAAGGAUGAAUGCUCUGGACUUGGACAAGAACACCAAGGAAAGGAUCGUGGAAGAGGCCAACAGAGCCUUCAGAUUUAACAUGCAGGUGUUUGACGAGCUGGACAAGAUCGGCAGGUCGCUGCCAGAAGAAGCCCAAGACGGAGGGUUUCCAGUGCACGACGGAAAAGGAGACAUCCGCAAAUGCCCCUACUACGCAGACAAACUGGGCACGGCAGGGCCCGGCUGCCCCUUCCACGCCGCGGUGGGUCUGGCCAGGCAGCCCCUCGUGCAGCUGGUGCUGGCAGCCUGCGUGGCAGUGGCAGCAGGAGCUGCAGCCUGGUACAUCCUGUGACUGGCACGGCGUGGGGGCAAGGAGAGAGACGUGCCCUGUCCGUUUUCAGACCCUUCCCUUGCUGGUGGUGAGUUGGCUGCAGAGUUGGAGUGAGGAAGUAAACGGGAAUCCUGCGGGACUGUCC